AUAAUAAUUUUUUAGGGUUUGCAAACUGUCGUAGAUGGGAUAAUCAAAAGUCAUGGCUGAGGGAGGAGGUGAUGUGGGAGAUGACCCAAAGGAUGUAAUUAGGAGGUCAUUCUUGUCCAUCAAAGAAAACCUUAUCACUCAUGGACUGCUGUUGGAUGAACUACUUCAGUGUUCUGUACUUAGUGAUGAGGAAAAAGUAGAUUUUAAAGAUUUUAACGAAAGGAAGAUCGGCAAACUACUUAAACAUGUCAUUACUAAAGGAGAAGAAGCAUGUAGAAAUUUUCUGGAAGUCUUAAAAAAUCCGGACUAUGGAAUCUUUCAAAAGUUGGAAGAAGUUCGAAGAAGAGAUUAUAUGACAGUUGAAAGUACAGUAACCUUAAACAAAAACCAGCUAAAGAGUAAACAUGAAACUCUUUUGGUGGAACUGGAGCCAUCCAGCAUUUCUGAUUUCCUGUUUCAAGAAAAAGUUUUUGACAUAGACACCCAUGAUGAAAUAGAUUAUGAAUGUAAAAGGAUCGAAAAAGUGAAGAAAAUACUGAAAAAUUUAGAGAACAAGUCUGAAGAGUGCUUGAAAGUUUUUGUCCAUGGAUUAGAGAUCACAAAACAACAGCGUAUAUUGGAGGUCCUUCAGAACCAAGCACGAGAAACAGAAAAAGGGACAUGUUUGGAGUGUGUAACCUUAAAUUUCCGAGGAAUUAGACGAGAUCUCCAUUUUGAGAUGACAUCUGCACAUCUUUAUGCAGCAGGAAUCAUUCAAUCCAAGCCUACCCAAGAAAGUACAAAAGAGCGGGGCAUGCUGGUAAAAAGUGCAAUGAAAUCCAAAGAGAGGGGAUGUUACAGCCUUCUGAAAUAUUUGGAAGAUACAGAGGAACAUACGUUUCAUACAGCACUCAAUAAAUGGAAGGAGAGAAAACGAAAAGGACGAAACCCAAUCAAGAGACGAAUCCUUGAAUCAGAGAUAAAACGUUACAAGAAUCAGCUAAAAUCUGAACUCCAGCCCAGUGAUUUAAGUGACGUACUCUUAGAGGAAGGAGCUCUGUCUCCAUAUGAACAUGAUGCAUUGGAAGAAACUUCAAGUCGCAGAAUGAAAGCAGAAAAUUUACUGUCUCGCAUCAUUCAAAAAGUGUCGCAAGAGGUACUGGACAGUUUCGCUUACGCGCUUCAAGUUACCGGUGUGGACUUCGAGGAACUCAUUAAAACAAGUGAUGAGGAAGAAGACAUAACUUCACAAAAUCCAGCAAUCAGACUUGAGGCAGUAGGAAAUCCUCAAAUUGCAGAUUUUCCAGGUGGACCCUUACAUAUUUAUGUCAAGGUACAAGAGGAGCGGGACCCCAACUCCCAGGAACUCAUUAAAGUUGUUACAGUCAUCAAUGAUAAUCCCAAUGUGAGAAUCCAACUUACGAAUGAAACACACAUGGCAGUGAAAAAUGCUACCUCAGGAUCAAUUAUCAUUCACCUACGACCUUUGACCGAUGCUGCCAUAGAUGACUUUGUGGCUGAGGGUGGAGCUCGGAUACAAUCCGUGGUGGAGUCCUUGUUAAUGCGGAUAGGAACAGAAAAACUCGAUGGUCAAACCCUGAAUGUGGAAGUCUCAAGAAAAGAUUUAAAUCAGGAAGAAAAGGAAAUUCGAUCAAGAAAACCUGAAGAUGUGAUGUGCAGAAAAAUAAGGGAACAAUGGCAUAUUUUUACUGAUGAAUUGGAACCCUCUCAGAUGGUCACCUAUUUCAUGAAAAGAGAACUUUUCAACGAAUCUGAUAGAAAAAAGAUCGAUGAAGCUAAAGGCAGGAAGAGAAAGAUAGAGGAAGCCCUACAUAUCAUUAUUGGUUUUCCCGAUGACAAGAUGAAAUCUUUUUCGGAGUUUCUGCUGUUUAUGGAUAGAAAGGAUCUUGCUAGUCUUGUUGAUGUUAGCAAGGUAGAGGAUAUUCACAAAGAAGCAGAAAAUAUCAGAAGAGUGGUUUUAGAUCAUUUUAAUGAAAUACAAGAUGAGAUUGAGUCCAGUAUUAUCCAUGAGACAUUUGAGAAGUUUCCACAUAUACAGAAGGAAAUAUUGAGUGGUUUUCUGGCCAGUUCAGGAAAAUCAAGAAAACAAAGAGUUUAUGAUUUUCUCAUGUUUGUCUUGGAAAAUGAUGAUUUUGUCAUAGAAUUUAAAGAGGUUUUGAAGCGAAGUUCUAUGGAACAAUUUUUAAAGCCCUCUCAAAUGGAGAAGAGGAGAAGACCUAAAUUAGAUGCUCCAGUUACCAGUUACAAAACUCCAUCUGAACCACUUAAAGGAGAUCAGCUUUUUAAAAGUAGAUACAUUAUUCAUACCAAUAAGGUGACAGAUGUACAAAGCAAGGAAUCGAGUUCCUUAGAAAAAAUAAUCAGAUCCAAAGAAGAAGAGCCACAGCCAUCAAAAACGGAUAGAAAGCACCUGCCAUUUUUACCCAAGGGAGACAAAGCAUUGUCUGAAAAGAAAUUUGUGUCCAAGUCAUUCCUGGUGGAUCCAAAUGAAUCAAAGCCAAAGGAGAAAGAUGUGGUGGUAGCUAUAGACUUUGGAACCACUUACUCUGGCUUUGCCUACUCUUUCUCAACUGAGCCGUCUCUAGUAACAACACAGGAAUGGAAGGCAGAAUCGGCGGACAAGUCCUUUAUGUCACUGAAGACCCCCACCA
Molecule: messenger RNA, 2651 nt
Organism: Saccostrea cuccullata (small rock oyster)
Lineage: Eukaryota; Metazoa; Mollusca; Bivalvia; Ostreida; Ostreidae
Exons: 12
Biological process (GO): regulation of apoptotic process
Source: RefSeq, a predicted model, not a curated record